Molecule: messenger RNA, 616 nt
Organism: Suillus discolor
Lineage: Eukaryota; Fungi; Basidiomycota; Agaricomycetes; Boletales; Suillaceae
Exons: 2
Coding region: 179-535 (118 amino acids)
Source: RefSeq, a predicted model, not a curated record
AGAAACACACUAAUACCACAACCCCAUAGACACCAUUGGAUGCGCAGACAUCUUCAUUGACGAUAAAAGUAUUUGUGUGCAUAGGACCUACAACCUCUUCCUGAUGGUGCUCGCGCUUUUCCGACGGUCAUCAUAGCAAGUAAAGUUUUGUGCAGUACUUUUUCAGUCGAGCAGGAAAAUGGGUUUGACAUGGAUGUCUCUCAAUAUGUCGCCGGCUCUCAACAGAAUAUGCUUGCUCGUAUUCCUGCGUUUCACUAAAACUUCCCUGCCUGCUUCCAGCAAGCACGUCGUCGUUCAGGGCACUGCAAAGCAUCACUGGAUUGUGACUGUCAAAGACAUUGCAUUGGGAGCUUCGGACACGCUUAUUACUACUGACGACAGCUCCGGCAGUAUCCUCCCCUUAUCUGAUACGCGAAGGAACCACAGCGUCAGUAUUAGCUUGCUCUCUUAUUCCUUAUCUAAUAUAUUUAAGGACGGGACAUUUGAUCCUACCUCGGACCUGUCAUUUUACCAAAUGAAUGAAUUCAGUCACUGAAAACACUGCGCUUUCUACAAAAGGACAAUAGUUUACCUAAAGACAGAGUUAGGCUGCGGGAAGAAGCAUAGCUGAUAUAGC